AUGAUAGAACCCUCUGAAGACUCAUUUGAGACGAUGAUGGAGCGUAAGAAUCCAUCAUCAAAACAAAUGGAGUCCUCUGAGGGCUCAUCCAACACCACCAUGGAGAUAGAAGGCGGAGUACAGGAGGCGGCGGGGCUGGCUCAAGGCCCAGCCCAGGAAAUGGGAGAGCUGCCCAUUGACCUCCUCCAAGACAUGGAGGAGCCAUCCAGUGGCCGACAUAGUGAAAUAAAGGAUCCACCCAAUGACCUACUCCAAGACCUGGAGGAGUCAUGCAAGGCUUCCGGUCAGGAAGUGGGGGAUCCCAUCGGUGAGGCGCCUGGUGAGAUGGAAGAAGCAUCAGUCAAUGAGGGAGAGCUGGACGAAGAAGACGACGACACUGACCUAAGUGAAGACGAGGAGGAGGAGGAGGAGGAGCCCGGCGAGUUGGAGUUAAGGGGCAGGGUCAGCUCCUUCACCUCUAUGUACUUCUGGAUGCAAGACCUCAAAGAGCAGCAAAAAAUAGCUAUAGAGAUCCUCAUGAAAGCGAUCAGAAUAGGCCGUGUGCCAGAACCACAAAUCUUCUCGGGCGAUCGAAGAGAUUACCCCGAGUUCUUCGUGCACUGCCACAUGAUCAUACAAGGCUACCCGAGAAAGUUCCGCAACGACCGCCGGCGAGUGAGGUUCGUCAUCAGUCACCUCUCAGACACGGCCCUCGAAUGGGCCCAAAAUCUGAAGCGGCAAAGAAGCCCCCUGCUGACCAACUACCCAGCCUUCAUGGAGGCCAUGACCAACAUGUUCCAUUACAAGGAGGAACUGCGUGUGGCAGAAGACACCAUGCUCAACAUCGCGCAAGGGGACCGCGCCGCCAUUGACUACAUCGAAGAGUUCCGGGAGCUGGUACCCACCUUGGGUUGGCCAGACGAAGUCCUGCAGGCCCACCUGUGCCUGGGGCUCAACGAGGAGAUCAGGCAGUAUCUGUUCCAGCUCCCUCAGCCAGAUUCGCUGGACAGUCUGAUGGCCCUCGUCCUGCAGAUAGAAGAGAACCUGGCAGAGAGAAAGGCCGUGCUCAGGAUGCGUCCAGAGACCCAAUCUCGGAACCUGGCCAAGAUGGACUCACCUGCUCCAGAGAAGUGGCCGGUCAGCAGCUGGCUGACCUACGAAAUCCAGCCCGAUAUCGAUCGCAGGCACGUCUUCCUGCUGCUCAUGGUGAGAGUGAACCCUUACCACAGUGUCGCGGUGCAGGCGCUGGUAGACUCGGGGGCAAGCUCCAACUUCAUGGAUGAGAGAUUUGCCCAAGAGCACUACGUUGAGUUGUUCGAGAAGCCCUACCCACAGUCCAUCCACACCAUGGAUGGCUCCCUGAUUGGCAACGAGCCUGUCUGGCUGCACACCGAGCCUCUGGUGUGCUUUCAUCAGAACCACCAUGAGCUUAUUGAAUUCGACAUCGUUCCUUCACCCAACUUCUCCGUGGUCCUGGGCAUCAACUGGCUCCGAGUCCACUCCCCCGAUAUCGACUGGGCCAGAGGCCGCUGCACCUUCCACUCUCCCUACUGCCUGAAGAACUGCUUCAGCCCACUCCCACCAUCGACCACACUCGAGAGACAUGCCAUCAGCCUGCUGCCCGGACUGUUGCCCCAGUAUUCCGACCUUGCCGACGUGUUCAACCCGAAGAAAGCAGAUGAUGAGACUUCCGACCAGCCAAGCUCAGACGGAUCCGAUGAUCUUUCUGAAUCAGAGCCCUCUGAGCUUCAGCAGGCUGGAGACAGUGAUCACAGCAGCACCACCGACACGCGUCCCUCUGUGGCUCCUCCGGAACCUGUGGGUGCUGGGAUGCAAGAAACAGCCAGGCUGGGGAAUGAAGAGGAGGAAUCGCAGGAGGAGAAACAGAUAAUUCCAGAACUGUUCCAACAGUUACAUGGAGCUACGUGGUUCACAAGGCUGGAGCUGCGUGGGAUCAUUGUGGAGGAAGGCAAGAAAAAGGCAGCAGAGGAGCUAUGGAAAGUAGCGUUUGGUUUGGAGCUUCAAAAGAAGACAAGCUAUCAGCCCUUUGAGAUCUGCUCAGACCCUCUCAUCCCUCAGAGCGUAAUGCACUGCAUCCUGAAAGACCUGCUGGGCAAAUGUGUGCUCUCCUACGGGAAUGAGGUCGUGAUCUACUCAAUGAGCCAGGAGGCCCACCUCCGGCACAUCCGCCAAGUCCUGGUCCGCUUCCGACACCACCACGUCUACUGCUCCCUGGACAGGAGCCAGUUCCACCAACACACUGUCGAAUUCAUGGGCUUUGUCCUGACCCCCAAAGGGGUGAGGCUGAACAAGAGCGUCGUGAAGACCAUCAGGGAUUACCCGAUCCCUCUCUCUAAGGAGACCCUGCAAAACCUGAUGGAACUGAUGUCCCCCUACUGCCACUUCGUGGAGCGCUUCGCUGCCAUCACGGAGCCCCUGCGGCGGCAGCUGCUGACCACCAACCCCUUCCACUGGGGUGACGAGGAGCAGGAGGCCUUCGAGAGCGCGAAGCGGGCUUUCCGCAAGGCACCCCUCCUCCACCACCCGAAGCGCCACAAGCAGUUCUACUUGGACACAGGAGUCAACAUGACCGCUCUGUACGCCUCCCUCAUGCAAGUUGAUGAGCAAACCGGCAAAAGAGUGUUCUGCGCUUUCUUCUCCCGCGACCUCUCUCCUGAGGAGGCCAACUCCUCUCCGCUGAGGAUGAAGACUAUUGCGAUUAAGGCUGCCUUGGAUGUGUGGUCUUGCUACCUGGAGAGCACCGAGGAGCCCAUCAUGAUCCUUCUCAAUACAGAGGAUCUAGCCUCCCUGAAUAAUGACAGGCUCACCGUAAUUCUCCCGGGGCAGUGGGCCAAGUUCUUCGGCCGCUUCCAUUGCGAUGUCAUGGAGAAGCCCGAACAAGAUGGCAGCAGUUCUCUGCCGCUGCAGAACCCCAACCGUGGGCCUCUCCGGGCCCACAUUGCCACCCGGGCCCACACUGCCACCCGGGCCCACACUGCCACCCAGACCCGCACUGCCACCCGGGCCCGCACUGCCACCCGGGCCCGCACUGCCACCCGGGCCCGCACUGCCUCCCGGGCCCACACUGCCACCCGGGCCCGCACUGACACCCAGACCCACACUGAGACCCAGACCCACACUGCCACCCGGGCCCGCACUGCCACCCGGCCCCGCACUGCCACCCGGGCCCGCACUGACACCCAGACCCACACUGACACCCAGACCCACACUGCCACCCGGGCCCGCACUGCCACCCGGGCCCGCACUGCAACCCGGGCCCGCACUGCCACCCGGGCUCACACUGACACCUGGGCCCUCACUGACACCCGGGCCCACACUGACACCCGGGCCCGCGCUGACACCCGGGCCCGCGCUGACACCCAGACCCGCACUGCCACCCGGGCCCACACUGACACCCAGGCUCACACUGACACCUGGGCCCUCACUGACACCCGGGCCCGCACUGACACGUGGGCCCUCACUGACACCCGGGCCCUCACUGACACCCGGGCCCUCACUGACACCCGGGCCCUCACUGACACCUGGGCCCGCACUGACACGUGGGCCCGCACUGACACCCGGGGCCGCAUUGACUCAUGGCCCCUCACUGACACCCGGGCCCACACUGACACGUGGCCCCUCACUGACACCCAGGCCCUCACUGACACCCGGGCCCGCACUGACACAUGGCCCCUCACUGACACCCGGGCCCUCACUGACACCCGGACCCGCAUUGACACGUGGCCCCUCACUGACACCCGGGCCCGCAUUGACACGUGGCCCCUUACUGCCACCCGGGCCCUCACUGACACGUGGGCCCUCACUGACUCCCGGGCCCGCACUGUCACCCGGGCCCUCACUGACACCCAGGCCCACACUGACACGUGGGCCCGCACUGACACCUGGCCUCUGAGUCCUGUCACCACAGAAGGGUCCCUCAGGGAUCAACUCCCAGAACUGGGGGGACAAAAGGAGAAUGAACAUGUACCUCCCCAGGAAGAGCCAAGUAGGCAGAGCCAACAGCAAGAGGCCCUGACUCCGUUACAAAUGGACCAAAUACUCAGCAACCUCCUUGUCCAUCUCAACAUGGACCAGAUGAGGAGCCUCUUUCUGCACUUCUUCCGAGACCUGCAUAUCCGUAAGGAAGCCCUGGCCCCCAUGGCCGUGCUGGCAAUACUGAAGAUGAAGCAGCACUUCCCGCUGCUGCCCGCACCCACUCUGGAAGUGGCACUACUGCCAGCCACGCGCUCCCUGCGCCUCGUUCUGGACUCGUCCCUCCUCACAAACCAUGGCAUCGCCACGGCCAUCACCCAGCUGCUGACCCAGAUGCCCCCUCUCGUGGGCACUGUCACCAUCCGGGCUGAGGAACAGGCCGAACAGAGGGCCCUGCUGCCCCGGGGCUCCCGGGUCCUGCCCCUCCCAUCUGAGUUCUGGACAAUGCUGUGCGAGCGCUUCUGUGUCAGAGUCGCUCCCAGAGAAAGAUCCCAGCCCCUCCUGCACGGGAGGAGCCACUACCUGGAGCUGCACGUCAUCGGUAGUGAUGUCGUCUUGCGAGAAGCCCUGCAAGACGACCUGCAACGUUACCGUCAGUGUGGCCUGCAUGACGGCCUGCAAGACACCUCGCAGGACGCGCAGGCGGAUGACGACGUGCAGGAGGACGGCGCACAAGGGGUCCAGGUGAAGGAAGCUAACGAGGGAGGGGACGAAGAGAAAGAGGACGAGAUGCAGGAGGCGGCGGCGGCCGACCCUUCCCCUACCCCUCCAGCCCCACCACGGGCCUCUGGUGGAAUCCUCGACUUCCUGUAUAGACAGUUGUAUGGGGACCGAGAUCAACCCAAUCUGCCUCAUCAGGACCCUGCGGCCAGGAGCCUGGCCCACUUCCUGGCCAUGAUCUGCGCAGAGGAUCCAGUCCCCCUCCGAGGCAGACAGGCCAGGGGCGGAGCAAGGCUAGAGGAGCUCCCUGAGGAUGAUGAGGACUCGGACCAUAACUGA
This is a messenger RNA of Myotis daubentonii (Daubenton's bat), 4971 nucleotides long. It is a transcript of the gene RTL1, whose product is annotated as retrotransposon Gag like 1. The record is from RefSeq and is a predicted model, not a curated record. NCBI's taxonomy places the organism in Eukaryota, Metazoa, Chordata, Mammalia, Chiroptera, Vespertilionidae.